CAACUAGUAUUUUAGCAGAAUUGAUUGAUUAUAGAAUGGGGAAUGAUCCAUAUGAUUAUGAUUCUUUUUUGCAAUUUAAUGGAAAUGUUUUGAAUUUUUUGGAGUCAACAAUUGGAGUUGGGGCCUGA
Messenger RNA from Entrophospora candida, 128 nucleotides. The record is from the annotation of a GenBank genome assembly. NCBI's taxonomy places the organism in Eukaryota, Fungi, Glomeromycota, Glomeromycetes, Entrophosporales, Entrophosporaceae.